AUGGGUCUGUGCAAGUCCAAGCUGCCCCAGAUGGGCAGGCCCCAGGAGAAGGGUAAUAUCGCGGGGGUGGCUGGCUUACUGGGGGGAAUGGAAGGAGACUGUGCAGGGCAGGAGAGUACAGGCACCAACCCCUCUCCCUCCUUCUUGCCUGGGCACUGCAGACAUCCUCAAGUCCCCCCGAUCAUCUUCGUGAUGGGCGGCCCAGGCUGUGGCAAAGAGACACAGUGCAAGAACAUGGCGACCAAAUACGGCUUCUGCCACGUGGGGCUGGGCCAGCUGCUGUGGCAGGAGGCCCAACAAGGCACCCAGCGGGGCCAGAAGAUCCAUGACAUCAUGCUGCAGGGGCUCCUGGUGCCCACAGGUGUCAUCCUUGAUAUGAUCAGCGGCCACAUGCUGUCCUGCCCGGACAGCCAGGGCUUCCUCAUUGACGGCUUCCCCCAGGAGCUGAGGCAAGCCAAGGAGUUUGAGCACAUUGUGAGUGACCCCAACGCCUGCGAGGGUUAUAAGGUGGGCCGGGCCCCCAACCUCGUCAUUGUGUUUGACUGCUCCGUGGAAGCAAUGGUCCAGAGAGAGCUGCGCCGGGGCCAGGUGGAGUGCCGGGCCGAUGACUGCAAGCUGGCCAUCCGCCAGUGCCUGGAGGUGCACUACACCCUGUGUCAGCCCAUCCUGGCCUUCUACCAGCAGAACUCCGGGCCUCAGUUUCCCCAGUAUACAUGCUGA
Eubalaena glacialis (North Atlantic right whale) is the source of this 720-nucleotide messenger RNA. RefSeq names its product adenylate kinase isoenzyme 1-like. The coding region runs from base 1 to 720 and encodes 239 amino acids. Gene Ontology annotation, biological process: nucleoside triphosphate biosynthetic process. Gene Ontology annotation, molecular function: ATP binding; AMP kinase activity. The record is from RefSeq and is a predicted model, not a curated record. The transcript is spliced from 5 exons. Gene Ontology annotation, cellular component: cytoplasm; cytosol. Lineage: Eukaryota; Metazoa; Chordata; Mammalia; Artiodactyla; Balaenidae.